Molecule: messenger RNA, 1269 nt
Organism: Mycena citricolor
Lineage: Eukaryota; Fungi; Basidiomycota; Agaricomycetes; Agaricales; Mycenaceae
Source: the annotation of a GenBank genome assembly
GAACGCCGCAAUGUCUCGGGCGCCUCCACGGAAUCAACAACAUCGGCCGACGGAGCACACAGAACCAGUCGAGCAACAGAUCGGGCGCAAGAACGAGUUCAAAUUCGCACGACGGACGGCUUAACUGGAGGUCGAACGCGCUCAGCCAAAAUACUUGGAUUGUCUCGAUCUUUGGGUUGGGAAGUCGAUGAUUGGCCACUGCUAGUCGGAUGAUAGGGACGGCUCCUAAGUAGAAGUUUCUUUCCCUUUUCUCUUCGAUCAAGGACAGCGGGCCGAGUCCUUGGCAGGGUGGCUGUGCUCUCCAUCUUCCACGCGGGGUAGUGACCCAACACAUCGAUCCUAUUUGACCACGAGCAGUACUAAAUGCGCCGCACACCAAAGCCCCCCUCCUCCUCCUCCACGGCAAUCCAGCAGCCAUGGCCGACACUGCCGCUUCAUCCUCCGCCCCGCUCCCGUCGAGACGCCUCCUCGGCAAGAGCGUGAUCGUCACCGGCGCGGGGGGCGCCAUCGGCGUCGAGACGUCGGGCCGCCUGCUGCUCGAGGGCGCGAACCUCGUGCUGGUCGACAUCAGCGCUGCGGCGCUCGAGGCCGCCGUGGCGAAACUCGCGCCGUUCCUCGCCCCGGACGAGCCCGCGGACACGCGCAUCCUGAGCGUCAGCGCGGACGUCGCGUCGGAGGCGGCCGUCGCGGACUUCACCGCGCAGACGGUCGCGAAGUUCGGGCGCGUCGACUGCGCGUUCCUCAACGCGGGCAUCAACGAUCCCGCGACGAGCAUCUUCGACACGACCGAGGCGCGCUUCGAGAAGAUCAUGCGCGUGAACGUCACGUCGGCGUUCCUGGGCAUCAAACACAUCGGCAAGGCGAUGAAGGAGGCCGGCGCGGGCGGCAGCAUCGUCCUCACCUCGUCGAUCGCGGGGCUGCGCGGCACGCCCGGGAUGACGCCGUACUCGGCGUCCAAGUUCGCGGUGCGCGGCCUCGCGCUCACCGCCGCAGGCGAGCUCGGCCCGUUUGGCAUCCGCGUCAACACGAUCCACCCGAGCGGGGUCAACACGCCGAUGUUCCAGAACUCGUGGAGCCCCGAGAAGAUGGCGGAGCUGAAGAAGGCGAUGCCGCUGGGCCGGUUCGCGGAGACGCACGACAUCCCUGGCGUUGUGUGCUUCCUGUUCGGGGACGACUCGAAAUUCAUGACCGGCGGGUUCCUCAAGAUCGAUGGAGGAUGUGUUAGCUUCUAGAUGACCGCAGUAACUGGACACAAAUGUAAAGUACGAC